This is a messenger RNA of Ricinus communis (castor bean), 1798 nucleotides long. Its product is annotated as protein FEZ. NCBI's taxonomy places the organism in Eukaryota, Viridiplantae, Streptophyta, Magnoliopsida, Malpighiales, Euphorbiaceae. Gene Ontology annotation, biological process: regulation of DNA-templated transcription. The coding region runs from base 447 to 1646 and encodes 399 amino acids. The record is from RefSeq and is a predicted model, not a curated record. The transcript is spliced from 3 exons. Gene Ontology annotation, molecular function: DNA binding.
UUUCUUGACCUGUGUUCUUUUGUAGCGGUUCUUAAGUGAUCUUGGUUUUCCCAUAAACACACCCUAAUUCAAUUACAGUCGCCCUGAAAGGGCGGCCUAAGCUUCGGGGCCAGGCACCUUUUCAGGAAGCAUAUAUCUAAGUUUGCAUUAAGUGCGACUGUACUGUGAAAACUAAUUUCUCUUCACAGGCUUUUAUAUAUGUUUCAAGAACUUCUUCACUUGCAUUAAAUUAGUUUCCGAUAUUUAUUACUAGUAGUUUUGGUUUAGUUUAUCCAGCAGCUUCGGUUUUCAGGUUUUUCCUGAACACUAGGUCACUACUUCUAAGAGAGGUUACACAGAGUUCCUGUAACUUCUUGCCUCUUCUUCAACUCCCUUUAUUCUAGAGUUAGACUUGAAGGAUUAAAGAAAGAAAAUAAGGGUUUGAUAGAGAUUGAAGAGAGGAUAAUAUGGAAGAGAAGCAUGAUGUUGACAAGAAUAUUGAUGAUGUGAUGUUGCCUGGAUUUCGGUUUCAUCCAACUGAUGAAGAACUUGUUGGUUUUUACCUCAAGAGGAAGAUACAGCAGCGGUCUUUGCCUAUUGAGUUAAUUAAGCAAGUUGAUAUCUAUAAAUAUGAUCCCUGGGAUCUUCCAAAGCUGGCGACUACAGGGGAAAAAGAGUGGUAUUUCUACUGUCCAAGAGACAGGAAAUACAGGAAUAGUGCGAGACCAAAUCGAGUUACAGGAGCUGGAUUUUGGAAGGCAACUGGAACAGACCGUCCAAUUUACUCGUCUGAUGGCACCAAAUGCAUAGGUUUGAAAAAAUCCCUUGUUUUCUACAGAGGUAGAGCUGCUAAAGGGAUGAAAACUGACUGGAUGAUGCACGAGUUUCGACUACCUUCUGUUGCAGAACCAUCACCCCCGAAGAAAUUCCUUGACAAAAGCCUUCCUCCUAAUGAUGCAUGGGCUAUUUGUAGGAUAUUCAAGAAAACCAAUUCUAUGGCACAAAGAGCUCUAAAUCAUUCUUGGAUAACCCAAUUGCCUGAAACCACAGCACCUGAUAUACUCAACCAAGGAGCAGCAGCAGCAGGACACUGUACUCAGUACAGUUCAGAGAACAUUUCUUGCACAACUGAAAUUGGAUCAGUUUUCCAGAUAUGCUCAAACACUGACUUACAACAAGCCUCUUCUUCCAACUUCUCUGCUAUAGACAUAUCCUCGUAUAAACCUAUUAAUCCUGCAAUCGAAAAGCCAUCUCUAUUUCCAGUUUCUAAUGGAGACCAUCAUCAUCAUCUUCCAAACAACAACUUCAUGUUUUCGCCGCUCGAAAUGUCAGGUCAAAACAAGUGUAGUACCACAAUUGAUGCUUCUAACUGUAUGCUAUUGAACCCUGCUUCUGAAAGUAUAGACUUUCAGGAGCCAGAACAUCAUCAGUAUAAUGGGUUCUCAAUUCGUUUGCCACAAGAAACACAAGGUCAUAUGGAUGCAGGAAUAGAUGAAGCAUCAGCAUUGAGGAAGAACCAAAGUGGGAUUCAUCAUGAUAGCAAUCAGUGGGGAAAUAUGAGAUCCAUUAGCUUCCCCUUCAAUUUGCCAACAAAUCUGCCAUGGGAUUCACCACCAUGUCCAAGUGAAAUGUCAUCUGCUUAUUCAACAAACAAAUGCUAUACUUAAAUCCUUUUAUCACAGAGGAAAUUGGAUUUAGAUAUAGCAUUCUGUGUGCAAAAUAUAUGCAGCUUUGGAUAAUUAGUUGGAGUAUAAUAUAUAUAUAUAUAUGUGUGUGUCAUAUAUGCUUUGUUAUUGUACAGUUUUCAUAAUAUUCCAAU